This is a messenger RNA of Salvia miltiorrhiza (redroot sage), 2235 nucleotides long. RefSeq lists its product as uncharacterized. The record is from RefSeq and is a predicted model, not a curated record. Bases 1 to 2235 code for a protein of 744 amino acids. NCBI's taxonomy places the organism in Eukaryota, Viridiplantae, Streptophyta, Magnoliopsida, Lamiales, Lamiaceae. The transcript has 5 exons. Gene Ontology annotation, molecular function: zinc ion binding.
AUGUACAGCGUCAACAAUAUUAUGAGGACGCAUUCGUUGAGCUCGAGCUACCAAUUGUAUUAUUUGGCGACCAAUCUAUUUAGUAGGGAGACGAAAUGUGGCUUGGCCACAGACGAUGACGUGGAAGCCUUGUUGGCAACUGCCGACUAUCCCAUGGUGUACGUUGAGCACUACAACGGUCCGAUUGAAGAAGAAGCCUACAUCCCUACUUUUGAUUUUGCUGAACCUUCGGGACACGUAGAUGAAGCACAAUGCAGUCAGUAUGAGACGCCGUAUCAUCAUACGUCAUUUCAUGGUGUCCAGAGCUCGCCUCCACGACAAUAUUUUACAUGGGAUGGACAACCGCUACACGAAUCUGCAUGGAAUCAAACCGAAAGGCUUAAUGAAGUAUGUGGGAGAUUGAACGAUGUGCGGACAGUUGAUGAACCUGAGCACGAAGCUGAAGGCUCGGUUGCAUCAGGAGACGAUGAUGAUUCUGAGGAAGAUGACGAAGAAUUUGACUCUGCGCUCGAGGUGGGCACUGCUUCUGAUGCCUCUGAGGAUUUAUUAGACGACGAUCUAAUCGAUUUCACGGAGACCGAGCGAGCAGUGGACGCCUCGGCUUCGCUGGUUGCUCGCGAGAGUGACCCUUCUAGAGUUGAUGAUCUGCAGAAGAAUUCUUUUUACAACAGCAAAGACGACCUGAUCAUUGCUGUUGGUUUGUGGAACAUGAAGCGAGGCACUGAGACAAAAGUUGUCCGCUCUGAUCCGGACGAUCACGGCCGAGGGAUGUGGAGAGUGCAUAAGUUGAAAGAGCAUUCAUGCGAAGGGGACUUGCGCACAGCUAAAAAAAUCAAGGCGCACUCGAAGGUGGUUGCAGCGUUUGUGGCAAACAGAACACGCGAUGAUGGAGAGGUCAUUAAGCUGAAAUCCAUCAUGGCUGAGUUAGUACGCGAUUUCGGCAUCAAAAUCAAAUAUGAUGUCGCGCUGCGUGCAAGAAAUCUCGGGAUGGAGAUGAUAUACAGUCGAGUUGAUGAUUCGUUCCUCCUGCUCCCAAGAUAUUUGUAUGCCAUGAAGGAAGCGAAUCCUGGCACCUUGCUUGGUUUGGAAGUAGACAUAGACUGCCGGUUCAAACAUUUGUUUGUUGCUCUUGCGGCUUCCAUCUCACCUUUCUACUUUCACCUUCGACCAGUGAUUGUGGUUGACGGCACACACCUGAAGGGAAAAAAUAGUGGCAUUUUGUUUGUCGCCGUGACAAAAGAUGGAAAUGAGGCAGUUUUUCCCUUGGCGAUCGGUGUCGGUCCGAUCGAGAAUGAUGAGUCGUGGAAGUGGUUUAUGUCACAUCUGAGAGGUCCUUGUGGCGAGCCCGAUAACUUACUUAUUAUCAAGGGUUACGGGCCCGGUGUUGCUGAGCUUUUCUGCCAAGCUGCAUACGCCUACGAGCAAUCAGAUUACACGCGUGCAAUGUCAGCCAUGGCUGCUCUGAAGCCAAAGGCGUACGAGAAGUUGUUGCGCGUAGGACCGGAGAAGUGGGCACGAUCACAAUGUCCUGUGUCCCGUUACAGUUUCCUUACAUCCAAUGCCGCCGAGAGUUUUAAUGCACGUUUGUUGUGGGCCAGGCGUCUUCCAAUCUGCUCGAUGUUGGAGGCAGUCAGAUUAGUUAUCGAGCAGUGGUUCAACGACAGGCUUGUGGCCGCACAAGAGAGCGAUGAAAAUCUGACUCCGGAGGCAAAACAGAAGCUCAGUGCAGAACUUGUAAAAAGUCGUCGUUACAUAGCCAAGAGGACCACCGAGAGAAAAUACAGGGUUCGUGCUAGUGGUCGCCAUUAUAUGGUUGACCUUCAAAAGCAGAGCUGUGAAUGCAACGAAUUCAACCUGGACCAGAUGCCGUGUUCUCAUGCGAUUGCAGCCAUUACUGAGGCGAACGAGUCAGUGGAGGAUUACGUGCACUCUUACUACUGGAACAGUUCACUAGUUGACACAUACUCUCGUGUCGUUAACCACUUGCCUCCCAUAGAGAAUUGGAAUAUUCCUUUCCAAAUUGCAUCUCAGCUUGUUUUACCAAAUCUCUCUCGGCGACAAGCUGGUCGUCCAAAGGAAACUCGAGUUCAAUCCGCAGGUGAAAGGCCGACUCAAAACACAUCAACAGCGGAGGCAUCAACUAGUAGCAAGAAACGAGCACCAAAAACGUGUGGUCUCUGUGGCGGGUCUGGUCACACACGUCGAUCGUGCAAGGGUACGGCCACCGAUGUGUAG